CAUCUAUAACCUCCAUCUUUCUAUCGUUCCCACUGCAUGGAGUGAUGCUCUGACAACCACCGUUCAUGAAUCACAUCAAUAAGGUGAUAUACUAUGCGAUCUGCUAGAGCUGUGGUAAAAGAGAAGUCGCGAACAGCUGCCGCUAUGGCGCGUGGACAGGCGAAUGUGGCCGACUAUGCCCGGUCAUCGUCGCGAACGCUGACAGGUCUGAGACGUUGGUCGAUCGCCAACAGGGAGCUACCUCCUAUCUCCCAGAUUAAAGCCAUUCACGUAUAUGACUUUGAUAACACCCUCUUUUUGAGCCCGUUGCCGAACCCGCAAAUAUGGAACGGUCCGACUAUUGGAUUCCUGCAGGCCUAUGAAUCCUUUGCAAACGGCGGUUGGUGGCAUGACCCCAACUUGCUUUCCGCCACUGGGGAAGGGCCUGAGAAGGAGGAACCCCGUGGGUGGGCUGGGUGGUGGAAUGAGCAGAUUGUUCAACUGGUCAAGUUGAGUAUGGAACAGAAAGAUGCGGUGACCGUCCUCUUGACCGGUCGCGGGGAAAGUGGAUUCGAGGACAUCGUCAAACGCAUGGUCAAGAGUAGAAACCUGGAGUUUGACUUGAUCUGCCUGAAGCCGGAAGUUGGUCCGAACAACGAACAGUUCUCGACGACCAUGGAAUUCAAACAAACCUUCCUAGCAGACCUGAUUUUCACUUAUGAGCAGGCCGAUGAGAUACGCGUUUACGAGGAUCGCGUCAAGCAUGUCAAACACUUCCGCGAUUUCUUCGAAUCCCUCAACCGGGGGUUCCAGUUUUCUAACCCAAGGAAACCGCUCAAUGCUGAAGUGAUCCAGGUAGCGGAAGGAGCUCUUUAUCUCCCCCCUGUAACUGAAACAGCUGAAGUUCAACGUAUGAUCAACGCUCACAACCUGUCCAUCCGCAAUCCGGCGCUCAGCCGGAUCAAGUCACCAUAUGGUCGACUGCGCAUCAAACGCACCAUCUUCUACACCGGCUAUCUGAUCUCUAAUGCUGAUUCUAACCAUCUUAUCGGCCAAAUAUUGAACCCAAUGCUGCCGCCAGGGCUUGCUGAAUCCAAUGAUCUGAAAUACAUGGCUAAUAGCAUACUAAUCACCCCGCGCCCCGCGCCCCGCUCCAUUCUGGACAAGGUCGGUGGUAUUGGGAAAAAGCACAGUUGGCAGGUCACCGGAACUGCUGUCUUUGAGAACAAAAUCUGGGCGGCUCGGCUGGCGCCGGUCCCCGCAAAUGAGAAGUUCUACACUGAGAAUCCCCAGCCUCUAGUGGUGCUGGCGGUCCGUAAAGGUGCUCGUCCCAUAGACGCAGGCAAAAUUCAAAAUUGGCACCCUGUCCCAGCUGACAAGGCGUUGAAAUUUGACACUGUCGUCGGGGAGAAGGUCGUUCUUCGCGUGGAAGAAGAGAAUCCCAACGAAGGCGAGUGGGAGAGCCAGUUCUUAAACAAGAAUAACAAGCGGCGCCAUCAGCCCGAGUUCGGUGACGAGCCGCCCACGGGGCCCAGUAAUUAUGAUGGCCCCCAUCACCCAAGGGCUCACUAUCACCCGCGUCACGGAGGAAAUCCUCGUCACAAUCAUCACGACGACAGUCCUCGCCGUGGCGGGGGACAUCGUGGCCGUGGCCGUGGCUCGGGUCCUCGGGGUCGAGGUCAUCCCGGCCGGGGUGGGCGUGGCAGAGGCCGUGGACGUGAUGGUGGUCCUCACCCAGGGUAUAAAUCAUUAGAUGACCAUGGGGGUUACGAGGGAGGGAACCACGAAGAAAGACCCGGGCCUGGUGGCGGAGGGCCGGUGAUGAAUUACUGAACAUUUCUCCCGUCUGCUCUUUUCUGUUGGUCCAUUUGUCUGGCGUUUCCCUUGUUGGUCUGUUUCAAUCAGUAUUCCAUUGUGGUCCUUAUUCUAUGUACCUGGUGGUCACAGGAGCGAUUGUUAGUGAUUGUUCUCCCAAAGGUAAAUUUGCAUUUCUUUCGAAAUCUGGUGGAGUAUAUCCACGUUGCAUAUACUUGAUAAGCUUUGCUAUAAACGUGC
Messenger RNA from Aspergillus campestris IBT 28561, 2034 nucleotides. RefSeq names its product rRNA 2'-O-methyltransferase fibrillarin-like protein. Lineage: Eukaryota; Fungi; Ascomycota; Eurotiomycetes; Eurotiales; Aspergillaceae. The record is from RefSeq and is a predicted model, not a curated record. Gene Ontology annotation, biological process: box C/D sno(s)RNA 3'-end processing; rRNA methylation. The transcript is spliced from 5 exons. Bases 94 to 1812 code for a protein of 572 amino acids. Gene Ontology annotation, molecular function: rRNA methyltransferase activity; RNA binding; histone H2AQ104 methyltransferase activity. Gene Ontology annotation, cellular component: box C/D methylation guide snoRNP complex; small-subunit processome.